Messenger RNA from Paramisgurnus dabryanus, 278 nucleotides. RefSeq names its product chemokine (C-C motif) ligand 27b (gene ccl27b). Gene Ontology annotation, cellular component: extracellular region. Gene Ontology annotation, biological process: immune response. Lineage: Eukaryota; Metazoa; Chordata; Actinopteri; Cypriniformes; Cobitidae. The record is from RefSeq and is a predicted model, not a curated record. Gene Ontology annotation, molecular function: chemokine activity.
GCUUUAAAGCACACACACAUAUAAAGUGGGCAGAUCACAGCCUGCUACCAAACCAUUAUCACGGGAUUCAAAGGUUUGAAGGCUUGAUACAAACACUUCCAAUGGAUCUGUUAAUCUUCGGUAUUUUUCUCUCUAUCACCUGCAGCAUUGUUCAAGGUGUUACUCCAAGAUGUUGUAUUACAACAACAUCAAACAUUCCAAUGAGAAUUCUUAGAAAGGUGGAUAAAUAUGAUGUUCAGACCAGCGACGGAGUCUGUCCGAUCAAUGCUGUCGUGUGA